This is a messenger RNA of Owenia fusiformis, 1352 nucleotides long. The record is from the annotation of a GenBank genome assembly. Lineage: Eukaryota; Metazoa; Annelida; Polychaeta; Sabellida; Oweniidae.
CUCAUUUGGGAGCCCCAGUACAAACAACGCCUAAGCAAAAACUCGAUACUUUCGAUCUUCGCAUUGGCUACGUUAAUUGUUAAUCAGAUACACUGCUUUGGCCAGGAAAUCUGGAAAUAAGAAAUAAUGUCAUUUCCCGUCACACUUGAAGACGUCAAUGAGGCUCAUGAACGGAUUGCCAAACACAUACAUAGGACUCCUGUAUUUACGUGUGAAACAAUUGAUAAUAUAGUCCAAAGGAACGUGUUUUUUAAAGCUGAAAACUUGCAGAAAACAGGAUCUUUCAAACCGAGAGGAGCGUUGAAUUCUAUUCUGAAGCUAAAAGAAGAAAAUUCUAAUGUGGCUGGUGUUGUGACACACAGCAGCGGAAACCAUGGGAUGGCCGUAGCCUGGGCAGCCAGAAAGGCGGGAAUUCCAUGUACUGUUGUGGUAGCUCGGGGAACCCCAGAGGUCAAAAUUCAAGCUAUCAAAGGUUACGGGGCAGAUCUGGUCAUUUGUGAGCCUAGUCCUACGUCAAGGGUGGAGACAUGUGACCUAAUAGCAAAGGAGAAGGGGUAUUUCAUAGUUCAUUCAUAUGAUUCAUACAACACUAUAGCUGGCCAAGGCACAAUGGCGGUUGAGUUCUUGGAGGAAGUACCUGAGUUAGAUGCUAUACUCGUGGCAAUAAGUGGCGGAGGGAUGACAGCUGGUGUAGCAGUUGCAGCUAAAGCAAUCAAGCCAAACAUAAAAAUAUUUGCAGUUGAAGCCUAUGGUAAAGAAUUGGAACCAUGUCUCAAAGCCAAUACAAGGUUAUGGAGGAAUCCUCCGCAAUUUAUAGACACAAUUGCCGAGGGGAUUCGUAUCCAACAGGUCGGACACAAAACAUUCCCCAUCGUGUGUGAGCUAGUUGAGAAACAAGUUUUCACUGUGACUGAUGACGAGAUGGUUGAAGCCAUGAAAUUCACCUGGCAGAGAAUGAAGUUGAUGAUAGAAGCGAGUUCUGCCGCAGGAGUUCACGCAGUUAUGUCAGAACAAAUGCGACAGUUAGACCCUUCACUAAAAAAUAUCGGAGUGAUACUUUGUGGCGGAAACGUAGACGUUAAUAACCUCCCUUGGUGAAUACCGCAAACCUUCUUGAGGACUUCGUGGACCUCCGAGAGCUGUAAAUCAUUGAAACUUAUUUGACACUAGGGAAAAUAUAGCACAUAAGGCUCAAGGUGAUGCAUAUACAGGGUUUUAACCUCAGAACUAUACACUACAUGUACCAUAUAUGAAUUAUUUACAUUUGUGAAUAUACGUUUUAAAGAUUUAUGAAUACUAUAUAUACUUUUGAUAUUUUACAUUUUGUAUUUUUAUGUAACCUAAUAUCAAGU